GUGCAGCCAGACUCUGUAGCCCAGUCUCUCUUCCACAUCUCAUCACCACCUCUUUCCACCGUGGACAGCAGAGAUGCUUCCACUUUGCUUCUACUGAGAGAGUUUGUGAAUGGACAGAAAGGAAUGGCAAACCCAAGUCAAGAGCCUUGAUCCAGAGCGUGGCUGAAGUUGGGUCAGGGAUGCUGUGAGACCCUCCUCAUCCCACUCCUCCACCUGGCAGCUCUCAGGCUCCCCCUCCUUCUUCUAAGCAGAAAGACUGACCUUGAGGGAGCUGCAGGCCCAGCAGCACCACCAUGGCCUCUGCCGCCUCCGUGACCACCUUGGCUGAUGAGGUCAACUGCCCCAUCUGCCAGGGCACCCUGAGGGAGCCGGUCACCAUCGACUGCGGCCACAACUUCUGCCGCAGCUGCGUCACUCGCUACUGUGAGACUCUGGGCCUAGAGUCUGAGGACUCCCUCUCCUGCCCGCUCUGCAAAGAACCUUUCCGACCGGGGAACUUCCGACCUAACUGGCAGCUGGCCAGUGUGGUAGAAAACAUCGAGCGCCUCAAGCUAGUAUCUGCGCAGGGCACGGAGGAGGAGCACGCGUGCCAGGAGCACGGGGAGAAGAUCUAUUUCUUCUGUGAGGAUGACGAGGCGCAGCUGUGCGUGGUGUGUCACGCAGCUGCGGAGCACAGGAAUCACACCGUGCGCUUUCUGGAGGAUGCGGCAGGGCCCUACAGGGAACAAAUACAGAAAUGUCUGAAGUGUUUAAGAAGAGAGAGAGAAGAAAUCCAGGAAGUCCAAUCAAGAGAGAAUAAGAGGAUCCAAGUCCUGCUGACACAGGUGGCCACCAAGAGGCAGCAGGUGGUUUCUGAGUUUGCGCAUCUGCGCCAGUUCCUGGAGGAGCAGCAGAGUGUCCUCCUGACACAGCUGGAGAAGCUGGAUGGGGACAUCUUGAAGCAACAGGAUGAGUUUGAUUUCCUGGUCACCGGGGAGAUCUGCCGGUUCAGCGCUCUGAUAGAAGAGCUGGAGGAGAAGAACGCGAGGCCAGCCAAGGAGCUCCUGAAGGAUAUCAGAAGCACACUAAUAAGAUGUGAAACCAGAAAGUGCCGGAAACCAGAGGCUGUGUCCCCUGAGCUGGGACAAAGGAUCCGGGACUUCCCCCAGCAGGCUGUCCCACUGCAGAGAGAGAUGAAGAUGUUUCUGGAAAAGCUCCGCUUUGAGUUGGACUAUGAGCCAGCUCACCUGUCUCUAGAUCCCCUGACGUCCCACCCCAAGCUCCUCCUAUCCGAGGAUCAGCAGCGGGCCAGGUUCUCCUACAAGUGGCAGAGCUCUCCGGACAAUCUCCAGCGUUUUGACCGGGCCACCUGUGUGCUGGCCUAUGAGGGUUUCACGGGGGGGAGACACACGUGGGUGGUGAGUGUGGACUUGGCCCACGGGGGCAGCUGCACUGUGGGUGUGGUCAGCGAGGACGUGCAGAGGAAGGGAGAGCUUCGGUUGCGGCCAGAGGAGGGGGUGUGGGCAGUGAGGCUGGCCUGGGGCUUCGUCUCGGCUCUGGGCUCCUUCCCUACCCGCCUGGCCCUGGAGGAACAGCCCCAGCAGGUGCGGGUGUCACUUGACUAUGAGGUGGGCUGGGUGACCUUUGCCAAUGCUGUCACCCGGGAACACAUCUACACCUUCACAGCCUCCUUUGCACGGAAGGUCUUUCCCUUUUUUGGACUCUGGGGCCGAGGGUCCAGCUUCUCCUUGAUCUCCUGAGUGGGAAUUGUUGGCCUCCUCUAAGUACAGGAUUCAAAUCAAGGACUGUGUGGACUUGACCCCUGGUUGGGUCUCCUGGAAGACUUGAAAUAGAAAUGGCUGCUUUAGUUGAAGUGCUGGGGUCCAUUUGUAAGGCACAAGGUGAGAUGAUCCCCUACCUGUCCAUCAAAUCUUUUCCCCAGUGCCCAGCCGAUGGAAUGAGUAGGGUCCUUGGCGACUCAGGCUGCUGCCAGCUCUUGGUCACACCACCCCCAAUAGGCACAAACAGAGCUGUGUGGAGGAAAGAGGAUUGGAUUCAGAGCUAGAAGAUCCUGAGUCUAGACCUAUUCUUGCAAGCAGUCAAUUGUAUGAUUUUGAAGUCCGGCACCUCACCACCCUUCAACUUAUUGUCUUCCAAAAUUAUUAGUGUGUAUUCAUUCAUACAUCAAGGAAAAUUAUUGUGCACCAAUUAUAGUCUAAGUGUUGUGGCAGCCAUUGAUGACUUGGAAAUAGGACAAAAAACAAACAAACGACAACAACAACAA
Messenger RNA from Ochotona princeps (American pika), 2263 nucleotides. Its product is annotated as tripartite motif-containing protein 10. Bases 294 to 1739 code for a protein of 481 amino acids. The record is from RefSeq and is a predicted model, not a curated record. The transcript has 8 exons. NCBI's taxonomy places the organism in Eukaryota, Metazoa, Chordata, Mammalia, Lagomorpha, Ochotonidae. Gene Ontology annotation, molecular function: zinc ion binding; protein binding.